This is a messenger RNA of Tetrahymena thermophila SB210, 2144 nucleotides long. RefSeq names its product zinc carboxypeptidase family protein. The transcript has a single exon. The record is from RefSeq and is a predicted model, not a curated record. Lineage: Eukaryota; Ciliophora; Oligohymenophorea; Hymenostomatida; Tetrahymenidae.
UCAAAACUUUUUUUAUUUCUAUUAAAUUAUUUUUAAUUUUAUUAAAUAAUAUUUAUUGUUCUAAUAUUAUAUUUUUAUUUCCUAACAGAGGAAUAUUUAUGUGAUAAUGGCUAUAAUUUAUAAUCUAUUAGAAUAUUAACAUCUUCUUAUAAGAUCCUCAAAAAAAUUUCUUUCUUUUUAAUUUCUAAAAUUCAAAGAAAAAUCUAAUAAACUAUCAAAAUAUAAUAAAAAAUACAUUAAAAAUAUCUCUUCUAACUCUAAUCUUUAUAUGGAUAAAGUUACCAUCUAAAAUCUUAAAUGCAAUAAGCAUCCAAAUAAAAACCUUCAAUUUAUUUAAGUAAAUGAUGUUCUAACACAACCUACUUCCUCUAAACCUCUCUUUUACUGCUCCUCCUGUUUUAAUCACGAUCUUCAAUUUAAAUCUAUCAACUAUCUUAUGAUCGAUUAGAUUAUUUAAGAAGCAGACACUAAUAUCAUCCCAAAGUGGCCACCAGUCAACAACUAUCAAAUCAUAUCAGAUCUCAUUGAUCUUACUUCCAAUUAAUCUUCACUUGACUAUAUCAAGCAAAUUACAGACUUCUUUCACCAACUCAAAGAAGAAUUUUUAAAUAAAAUAGAUGUAGUCUAAAAAAAGAUGAUCAACGAAGCCUUGAAAUAUCCUAUUGAUACAUAGCAAAUCAUCAAAAGAUAUUAAGAAAUUUCAAACAUUCAUUAGUUUAAGUAGAUUCUUAACAACGAAUAACCAAAUAACCUCCAAGAUAAUUCAACUUUAUGUAAAGAAUUUAUCUCACAAAUGGAGUCUCAAAAAGAUAAAAAUACUGAAUUGUUGUAAAGUCUACUUACCUAAACAAAUUAAUUGCAAAAAAAUUUCAACAUAGAAUAUCCUCACGCCAUUAAAUAGUAAUUAUUUACUUUUAUUGACCAAAUUUAUUUCUUCAAUUUAGAUAUUCCUGAAGUUAGUAGUACAAAUCAUUAUAUCACUACAAACCAUUAGGAAGCUAACAUUAUAAAUCAAAGUAAUUAAAUUGAAGAUUUAAAACUAACAUCUGACUUAAUCAUGAAGCUUGUUUCUAAUAAAUCAAAUUUUUGCUCUGACUAAUUCUUAAACAAGUUAAGUGAGAGUCUUUAAAGAAUAAACCCUCUACUUAAAUAGUUUAGUUUCAACACAGCAGUUUUCAAGGACAAUAAAGAAUAAAUUGACUUUUCCAAGAUUAGCGAGGAAAAAAUAAAUUUGAUAGAAGAAUAUGUUAAGCAUUAAAUAGCUUUGUCAAGAGGGGAAUAAUAAUUUUAAAAGGAAGUAAAGGAUAGUUAAGAAAUUAAAUAAAUGACUUAAAUUGUAGAUUCUAAAAUGAGUUUCUUGAGGUAAGAAUUCAUAUAAUAGUUUGAAAAGUUCUUAGUUGAUGUAAAACCUUUCUUAAAAUAAAUUAACUUCACUAAUAGUUUUACUGACAAAAAUAAAUUUGAUUUCUUUAGAAAUUUGAAAGAUAACAAAUGGAACGCUUUUUAUGAGGAAAGUUUACCAAAUUUAGAUCUAAAAUUGUUAGCAACUUAGUGGAGCGAUGGGUAGACAAAUUGUGUGGUAAAUAAAAAAGAAAAUGGUUAUUAUGAAAUUGAAAAAUUAAAUACUGAUGGUUGGGUGAAUUGUAUAUCAAAUACAAAUUUAUAAUAAGAUAAGAAGUAUAUAUUUAGGAUAAAAGUUGAAAAUCUAAAUGAGAAUCAAGUUUUUAUGAUAGGUCUAGUGAGAAAUUCAAUUGCUGAUUAAAUGUUAGGAUAUUUAGAGUAUUUAAGUUGUUAUUUAUAGAAAAUUAAUCAAUCUGUAUUUAAAUGUGGAAGAUUUGGUAUUGAUAAAUAAUUAAAGGGAGCAGGAUUUUAGACAAGUGAAGAGAAUAUAAUAGAACUUAGAUUGUGUUUGAAAAAGUAUAUUUUAGAAGUGUUAGAUUAUCCUAAUUAUGAGUAUAAGCUAGGAUUAGAGGAUAUAUACAAAAAUAAACUUCAUUAAUUUGAUGAUCUAAGAUUUUAUCUUGGAAUUCAUAAUUAAGGAAGCAAAUUAAUUUUAAUGGAUGUAAAAAUAGUGAAUGAGUUUAUAAAUUGAAUUAAAUUUUUUUUUAUUAUGAUAGUGGUAGAAAUAUUUAUUUUUCUUUUUU